This is a messenger RNA of Penicillium odoratum, 1698 nucleotides long. Its product is annotated as GMC family oxidoreductase. The transcript has 3 exons. Gene Ontology annotation, molecular function: flavin adenine dinucleotide binding; oxidoreductase activity, acting on CH-OH group of donors. The coding region runs from base 1 to 1698 and encodes 565 amino acids. Lineage: Eukaryota; Fungi; Ascomycota; Eurotiomycetes; Eurotiales; Aspergillaceae. The record is from RefSeq and is a predicted model, not a curated record.
AUGUCUACUUUUGACUUUAUUAUCGUCGGAAGUGGCCCCUCGGGCAGUGCUCUCGCCGCUCAACUUGCGAGCUCUCCUGCCAAGCCUCAAAUUCUUCUACUGGAAGCAGGUGAGAAAAAGGAAGAUCGCAAUCUUCGCGUGGAUGGACAGCGAUGGACCACUUUCCAGAACCAGUCUAUGAACUGGGGAUACAAGACUGCCCCGCAGGAAGACUGCAACAACCGUGAAAUCGAUUACAGCCGCGGUCAUUGCCUGGGUGGAUCUAGCGCUAUCAACUUUGGCGUUUACAGUGUCGGCGCCCGCGACGAUUACCAGGAGUGGGCGCGCAUUGUCGGCGAUGAGACCUUUGCGUGGCAGAAUAUCCAGACAAGGUUGAAAGAUCUGGAAACCUUUCAUGGAGAAACGCCGGAAGGAAUGGAUAAGAAAUAUGCCAACCCGAAGUCUGAUGAUCAUGGUAAUCAAGGUCCAUUGCAUGUGGGCUUUGCGCGCGAGUGGGAGAGAGAUUUGACGGAACUGUUGGAUGUCUUCGAGCAGGCUGGAUUUCCCUUGAAUCCGGAUCAUAACUCUGGAAACCCAAUUGGAAUGUCAGUCUUGAUUAAUUCGGCUCACAACGGCUUGCGCUCCACAGCGGGGGAUUUGGUGGCCCAAAGAGAGGGGAGCCAUUUGACAGUUGUCACUGGUGCACCGGUUCAGCGUGUUAUCCUAGAAGGGAAGAAGGCCGUGGGUGUUGAAUCGAACGGCACAAAAUACUUUGCCACAAAGGAAGUGAUUUUAUGCGCUGGCUCGCUCAACGAUCCUCGUAUCCUCAUGCACUCGGGUAUUGGGCCCUCCGCCCAGCUUCAACAAUAUAACAUCGAUGUCGUCCUCGACUCCCCCGCCGUCGGUCAGGGCCUUCGCGACCAUUGCUUUGUCCCGAUGGUGAACACCCGUACAGACACAAGCACGGACCGAAAGUCCUUUUAUGGCUCCCAGGAGGCCAUGGAUGCCGCACAAAAGCAGUGGCAAGAGAACGGCACCGGACCCUGGGCAAAAUUUGCCUGUGAACUGGGUAUUGGCUGGUUCAAGCUCGCCGAGCAGCUCACUUCCUCCCCAGAAUUUUACGCCCUCCCAGCAGACGAACAACGGUACCUUCUCCAGGAGACCGUGCCGCAUUACGAGAUCAUCACCCAUUUCCCGAUUCACUGGUUCAUCCCUGACUUCCCAUCCGAGGCACUGAACUACUCUUGCCUGCUUGUAUUUCUGUUCAAUGCGCAAACUCGUGGCGAGGUCACUCUGCAGUCUUCUGACCCCGACGCUCCGCUCCACUUCAACCCUAAGUUCCUUGCUCACCCCUUUGAUCGUCGGCUCGCGAUCGAGGCCCUGCGAGACUCUUUCCGGGUCGCUAAGCAUGAAUCCUACACAAAGGACAAUGUGGCUGAGUUGGCUAUGCCCAAAGGUGAAUCCGACGAGGAUCUACUUGAAUAUUGGCGCCAGAACAUCUCCUCAAGCUGGCACAUGACUGGAACAGUGAAGAUGGGCAAGAAUGAUGAUCCGGAUGCUGUUGUGGAUCCUGAUUUCAAGGUGAUUGGUAUCGAGAGCCUACGUGUCGCUGACAUGAGUGUUGUACCUGUGUUGGUCAAUGCUCAUGUCCAGGCAGUCGCUUAUGUGACCGGUGCAACUUGUGCGGAGAAAAUUGCGAAGGAAUAUGUUCUUGCUUAG